Messenger RNA from Podarcis lilfordi (Lilford's wall lizard), 30382 nucleotides. The record is from the annotation of a GenBank genome assembly. Lineage: Eukaryota; Metazoa; Chordata; Lepidosauria; Squamata; Lacertidae.
GACACGGGGCCUGAAGUGGCCGGGCAGGGAGGGGCCUCGGGCAGUCCAGCUCCAGGCACCAUCUGUGCAGGCCCCUCUGCAGCCCAGCCGGCCAGCUGCCUGCUCCACAGCCUCCGCGGCAGAGACAGAGGGGUGGAAGGAGAGGCAGUUCCAGGCCACCACCAUGCACGGAUUGAGGCUCUUCUGCUGCUGCGUGGCCCCGAUCCUGCUCCUUGGGGCGCGGGCAGGUAAGAGGCUUGUCCUGCCCCCUCCCGGGUCUCCCUCCUGCACCCCUGGCCUCCGCUCUGCCAUCCCCCCCUUGUCAUGGGCCACAGCUUGGUGGCACAGAAUCUCUGGGCUGUGGAUGGCCCUGGCAGCGCUAGGCAGGGGCCGGGUGGGUGUGCAGGAGGAUGUGGGUGCCUUUCAGCCUGUCCCCCUGGGAGCCAGCCAGGCAGGCUGUCUCUGGAGAGGGAGGGUUGGAGGGGGGGCAAAGCUGGCAGGCCUCCUUCACCACCCCCUGCCAGUGCCCAAGGAGCCACCUGAGGACAGCUGCAGUGUGGACUUGAUGCUGGACCACCUGGCCUGCACUGGUGGAAAGAGAAGGUGACUGGCUGGCUACUCUCCACACCAGAGUAGAAGGUUGGCUCUGGGGCGGGCAUCCUGCCACUGCUGUGCUGUGCCCUCGUGGUGCUUUCGGCUGCCCCCCUCUUUUGGGGACCUGUCGGUGGAGAGAGUGUGUGCCCGCCUGCCAGCGUUCCCCUUGGUUGCCCUUGAGUUAAUUUGGUCUCUCAGGCUGGACGCUAUAUGCCCAGCUGCCACAGGAUGGCUAAGUAUGGAAACAGGCGUGUAACUGGACCCCCCCAAGCCCCCUCCCUGCCAUGGCCAGCUCAGCUGCUGCCUCCUCGCACUGUCACGGAGGAGCCAGGGCUGCGGAUUUGCCUCCUUUUAAGGACAUCCUUUGUCAUUCUCAAGAACAAAAGGGACUAGUGGGGGGCUGGGGAUCCCCCUCCCCUCCCACUUUCUGUGGGGCACGGGGUGCCCUUGCUAUGGCUCUGCUGGACCUGGUAGAACACACACACACACAAACACGUUGAGCCCCCGAAUUGCACCUGGUUUGGAAUCUGCUCUGGAGCUUGAUGGUGACCCUCUAUUUGCCCCCUGGCAAAGGUUCCUGCUAUCUUGUGGGCUCUGGAAGUGGGCAAAGGGCACACAGAGCUUCCUGGUGACCCUGGUGUCUGCAUCUGAGCCAAGACCUGAGCUGAUGCUCACCUGCAGCUGGAGCCCAGGUGGAGCAGAGAAGCAAGGCCAGGCACCCAUGAGGACCAGCUCUUUCAGUCUCCCCCUGGGUUUUCUGUAUCCCAGAUGAUUCUCCCCUCGGUAUCUUGGGGUGUGCCAUCAGGUCACACUGGCUGAGCCCAUUUUGCCCUUGUCUGUAUAUUGAAAACAGCUUUCAGGGCUGAGUCCUGAGUGCCCCUGGCUUGGGGGCCUGUUGAGGGGCUGGGGGCUGGCCGGAAGGCUGGCAGGGCCUCUUCCCAGGCCAGUGAAAUGCUCUUGAGAGGCCCUGUCUUGCUCUCAGGAAUACCCUUGGGGGGCGGAGAUGGCUUUCUGGGUUGGCAUCCUGGCUUUAGAAUGCGCUUCUGUAUGGAACUGGCUUGCCCUGCACCAGGAGUGCCAUUUUUUUGGGUGUCCCACGAAGACCUCUCUGUUUGCUCGUGUUUUGGAUAGUAGAUGGGUGUUUUCAGAACCGUGCUUAUCCUGUCUUUAGCUUUCAGGGUUGGUUUUUGUCUUGCUGUAUUUCGUUAUGCUUAAUUGUUGGCUUGAAAUUGUAUUUAUAUGCUGUGUGAAUUGAUUUUAUUCACACUUUGUUCAGAGCCCUAGAAUCGUUUGAUGAAAGGCAUUUAAGGAAUGUUUUCAAGGAAUAAACCCCUGUGGCCCUCCUCCCACUGCAGGGAUGGGGGGGGCUGCCCUACCUGAGCUACCUGCAUUACCUGGCCUGGCGCUUCUGCAGACAGUGGGGAGGUGAGAGGGGAUGAAAUGGAGAUGAAGGGCCAAAGCUGCCUUCUCUCCUGGUGCGACUGGGGGUGGGCUCCUGGGCUUCCCCCUCCAGCCAACAGCAGCCUCACUUUCCCCAGUGAGUCCCCCAGUGGUCCUGCUCCGUGCCUGACCCCCCUGGCAAGCCAGCCAGCCUUGCCUUUAGCUUGAGUUUGAUGGAGCGGAGUCCCAGGUGGGCACCGUUCUCUGUUCCCAGUUGUUGUGUUUUGAGUUUCCCUCUUGAGGAAGUGUUGUGCAUCACUUGUGGAGUAUUGGGAGGAGAUGUGCCUGAGGUGUCGCUUGGCUCUGCCACUUCCCAGUUCCUCUGGUGCUGAGGAAGGAAAGGGGAGCGGAAACUUUGCUCUCUCCUUUGGUUCUGGCAAAAUGCUCCUGCCUGUAUUUCAGAGGCUGCUGUGACUUUCAGGUUCUUGGAGGGUCUUUGUCAGCAGUUCCUUCCUCCUCCGCCUCACUGUAUCCGCUCUCCCUGUUGACUCAAGGUCCUUUCUGGUCUUGUUUGACUUCAUUUUCUGCUGGGAGGUCACAUUCCUGGCCAAAUGCAGCCCACCUGUGGUGGCAGUUGCUGGGCUGAGACUCCCACCAGCCCUGGCCAGAGAAGAUGAUGGAAGCCCAGCAGUGUCUGGAGGGAUUGCCCACUCAUCCCUGCCUCUGAGCCUGUUCUUUCCCACCUUCUUGCAGAAGAAGAUGGCUUCUUCCCUCGCCUGCCAACUUCUCUGCCCUUUUCAGCUGCUCAAUUGGGUUUUACCUUCACCCAAGUGCAUGGGCAUAGCCAGGAUUUUUGUUCGGGGGGGCAAAACCGAAGUGAUUGGUCAGUUAGUUUAGUAUUUCUAUUGUUUCCUUGAUCUAGGGGGGUAGCUGCCCCCCCGCCCCUCGGCUAGGCCCAAGCCCAGGUGUUGGCUGACUCAUCCAGCUGAGAUCUGAAGCCCUUCCCUUCAUUUUCUUCCCACCUCUUGCUUAAAACAGAAACAGCUGGAUUUACCUUUAUGGAAUAAUCUCAGAUCCUGUAGCACAAGUUAGUAAGAGUUGGGAUGUUCGCUGCGUCACUAGGCUCAGCCACGGCCCACAACCUCUAAGACUUGAGUGCAGCCCAGGAAAGAUGGUGCUCUCUUUCUGCCACGAUGCCUCUGGGCUGCAAAGGCAGAGCCCUCCCCCAUAAGAGUCAUGGAGCUGCUUAUAUUUGGGAAGGUCUUGCUGUUGCACCCCUAAUUCGAAAUGCCUCUUGCAAUGGAAGUGACCCUCCCUUCCCUUCUGCCUGCUCUUUGGAGAACUUUCGAGGCCUAACACCAACUUGCACUUCUGACCAUUGAUAUCCUUGCAUAGUAACUCGGAAGCCCAAUGAGGUCUCAAAAGGAAAGGGGUGAGGGGGCUUGACUGGAAGGCAGUCGGAAAUUGAAGCGGGAGGUGCAUUUGUGAUGCAGCCCAAGUCCAGGAACCUCCUGUGUUGCAGACAAGUUUGGAGCUGGCUGCCACCCUCACCCUCAAGCUGCAGAGAGGAUGUCUGCAGAGACCAGUCAAUGGAACCUGAGCAGCCCAGCAGGCACAAGGGAGCUAUAUUUAUCCCGCCUGGGGUUACCCAGCCACAGCCAGUAAUAAGCGCUGGGGCCUUGGCAUGGCUGCGAAGAAAUCCAGGGCCCCCAGGUUUCUUUUACUGAGGUUUAGAGGCCGCACUGCAGGUCAAGCCUGCCGAGCCUGCGGGAGGGAGAGCCUGUAAGGGGGGUGGCAGCCAGGCAGGGCCCUAGAGAGAGACUGGGCAGUGGGGAGCCUGGACCCUUGUCCGCUCUCUGCUGCUGCUUGUGCAGGAGCUCUUUUCCACAGCAUCUGUCGUUCCCUCCCUCCCUCCCCUCCCCUUGCUGGGAUGGUCCAACAGUUUCCACUUAGGAGAAACAGGAGCUGUGUGACUUCAUCAUGAGCACCUCGGUGUGGAUUGCAGCUCCUCUUGUAUGAAACAAACGAAGCAAGUUUCUAACUUGGGUGCUUCUCCAUGCCCUUCCUCUUCAUAUUCUGAACCGCAGGGAAUGAGUGAAUGUAAAUAGACUUGAUCGUUGCAGGAUUUGGGGUUGGUAAGAACUGCUUUUUGGGUGUGUGCAUGGAACAAACAAAGUCCCCCCCCCCUUUGUCAUUGAUGUACCCAAGCAAGGAAGGUGGGGUCUGUGUGCAAGAAUUGGGGCACUUUCUGGUACUACCUUUGUCUAGCAACCAGAGUAUUUUUGGAGGGUGAGGCCUGUAAGGCAAAAGUCAAGAGAGCUGGACCCUACUAGUGCUAACAGGAUUCUGGGUAGCUGGCAAUGAGAAUGUGUGAACAUCAGCCACUGAUCAAAGCCAGCAGCUGUGACCCUAAAGUCCCAGGAGAACAGGACACAGAAUUUCCGCCAGGCACCUCCUGCUUCCCCAUUCUGCAUGCAUCUCUAUUGCAUGGGGAAGCUACUGGCCGGUGGCAUCCUGGCCAACCAGUGUGCUCCCAGUGUUCUUAUCUACAAGGAAAACUAAACAGGAUCCCCCAGAGUUUCACUUCAAGCAAUGGUUCUGCCAUUGUCCAUCAGCCAGCAGGCUGCAUCUGGUAGAGCUGACUGGCUUUCCAGAGAGGAAAGUGCCAUUCCCUAAACUGCAACUUGCACUGAAAUACAGUAUCCCCCUUUAUUUCUUCUAACUUAUGAGUAUUUUACACUGCUCCCAAGCAAGGGACGUUGCUGGAUUUGGAGGUUCAGCCUGUGGCAGCCACCAAGAGUGCUUUUGGGAGGGUGAGGUCAUCCUUCCAGACAUUUGACCCAUUUUCCUCUAUUCCGGAGUCAGGGAGACAAAGGCUCAGCCUCCUGGAGGAACUGAACUUUGCCCUUUCCUCACGCAAGGAUCAGGUUUGCCUUGUGUCUCUUCCAUCAUCAGCAACUGCUACAGGGCAGAAUCACACAACCCAAGGUCACCACCAGCUUCACUGGAACCUGAGAACACUUCUUUUUAAUUUGUUCUUUAGAAAACAAUAAAAGGUUUCAAAUAUUAUAAGCCAAGGAGACGUAUGUGCCAAUGCAACAAGUGGUACUUUCAACCUUUCUCUUCUACAGCAUGUAAGAGUCUGCUUUUUUUUAGGGACCAUUGCCUCUUCUCCUCUGCCCCCCUCACAAUAGCCGUAGACGUGCAUAUGAUGGGGACAUUCGUUCCUUUCCUGCAGCAAUACUCCAGCUGAGAUAGUCAUGUGGCAUUUCCUUCUUGCAUUGGCUUACAAAUCACCCAGCAGGCCCUUUCCCUGCAUAUUUUCAUUUUAAGAUUGCCCACAGUUAGCACAGAAAAGUGAGCAUCAUAUAAGUAAUCACUAAUAGGUUUUUUUUUUGGGGGGGGGGAGUUGCAUGCUUUCACAAGGUCCCUAAAUUUGCACACACCAUCUACAUCGCAAACCUCUCUGUUUAGUGGAGGAGCUAUGUGACUUCAUUUACUUUUGGAAUAUGAGACCAUUGUGGGAACUUCAUGAAAGGUGUCCUUCAUUGCACUAAUAGGGCCGACUGUUCACUAUUCUACAGAUAUAUCCCCAGUGUCCACUCCUCUUUCUCUCUCUGUAUGUGUCUCUUUCUCCUCCUCUCUCUGCACCUUCUCUUAAAUCUUUCGCCCAAAAUCUCCAGUAUUUAGCAGCCUACAGCAGCAAGGCCAUCAAACAGCUAUUAAAAAGGUGUGGUACCUCUUAAAAGAAUUAAAUCACAGAAUUGUAGAGUUGGAAGGGACCCUGAGGAUCAUGUAGUCCAACCUCCUGCAAUGCAGGAAUAUGCAGCUGUCCUAUGUGGGGAUCAAAUACAGUGGUGCCCCGCAAGACGAAUGCCUCGCAAGACGGAAAACCCGCUAGACGAAGACACUCGCGGAACGGAUUAAUUUCGUCUUGCGAGGCACCACUGUAUCUUGGAUUUCAAAACAACCUCACAUUUUGCCUGUGCCCAGGGGUAAGUCUUGGCGACCUGCCUGCCCCUUUGGAGGCCUAACUGCUCACCAAAGGAUGUGCCAGCAGUGCAGCUGCAGCACAGAGAAGGGGUGUGUAUUGCGUGUGUUCUCUCCUGGCAACUUUCUCCAGGCAAGGAAAACCCCUUUCUUGCUUGGGCAGCCAGCUGGGCAUUGAACCAGGUGUGCAGUCCAUCCACUGUUCAAAGCGGCAGCCAUUCUGGAGGACUGAAGAAAACAGGAGCGAUACCAGGUUUAGAGCUGGGCUAUUUUCAGAGGCUAGGAGGAACCAGGGCGGGAGCCAGGAAUCUUUUCUCUUUGCCAGGCAACAGUGCAGAUCUAUGCUGCUCAAAAGUUUGCACCUUUGAUUCGGGACUUGCGGAAUCCAGCAUUACAUUCCUUGGCCUCCCGCCACUCUGCAUUUGGCCACUAGAGGGUGCGUCUUGGCUGCUGCAGUUUCGCAGAGGUCUGCAGGACCGGGGUCUUCUUUUUAACUUGGGACAUUGCUGAAUGCCCGUGUGUUACGUGUGAAUGCUGAAAGGGAAAGCAAAAGCACGUGCAUCCCAGGCAGGUUUACACUCACUGGUUCACUCUUGUUCUGAACAAGACCAGCUAUUCCCACUCCCUUCGCCUCACAGUAAAGGACCAUGAGGUGCUGAGAGCCAUCUUCAAAUAUCUUGUCCCAUGAAAGACGGAGCAAGCUUGCUUCCUGCUGCUCCAGAGAGGAGGACCCAAAUAGAUGGAUUCAACUUGCAAGGAAGGGCAUUCUGAGUAAAUAUUAGGAAGAGCUUUAUCAGGGGAAGAAGUGUUGGACAAUGGAGUAGAUUCCCUCAGAGGUUGGAUGGCCAUCUGAUAUGGAUGCUUUAGCUGACUUUCCUAAAUUGAAGGGGGUUGGACUAGAUGACCCUUGGGGUCCCUUCUGACUCUACAAGUCUAUGGUUCUAUUGUCUUGGAGAGGGAAAAAGGGGGGCUUGCAAUGGCUGGCUGGUGGGCACCGAGUGCAGAGCAGAGUCCUGUCUCUUCAGUUCUCUGCAAGUGCCUCUGGGGUUGCUCUGUCCUGUUGCCCAAACCAAAACAGAAGGGUAGGAGUCCUGACCCAGAGGCUGAGUAGCUGCAGGCCUUGCCAUGUUGGGACUCCCAACCAGCCAGCAACUCCAGGGGAGGGACCCCUGGGGGUCCUGGUUGCUCCUGGGGUGGCGGCUAGUGUCCAUCUUCUUGCGUGGCAGCUGGCUUCUCAUCAGGGUGGAUGACACUGGCCAAAGUGGCCCAAAGCUCUGGGUUCCAGCACACAUUUCAAGUCAGCCUAAAACUUGCCAGACUUGCAUGGUGACUACUGCAGAGCAAAGCAGAGCUCUCUGCCAGCCAACCAUGCUCCACGUGCCCAGCGGCCUCACCACUUCUCUGCGAUGGGGCUUCCAGCAUUCCCAGGGCUGCAGACAGCAAGCAGGGCCUCUUGCCAGAGGCAGGGUGGGAAGAGGGCCAGAGGUUUGGCUCAGAGCCUGUCAGGUGCUGCGAGUGCCCAGAAGGCAAGGGAUUUCCACCUCCGCAGGCAUGGAGGGAGUGCGGGUUCUCUGAGAAAAUGGAGGACGAGGAGGAAGGGUAACAGCCAGGCCCAGCAGGCAGGAAUCACACAGGGAAGAGCAGACACCACUUUGUGGGGCUGUCAAAACAGCAACAAGGACAGGUGGGAAACUCCCUUUUGCUUCCCCAUCACAGGUGGGCCUUUGACCUUGUGAGGGUGAUGGGCUGACUGCAGAGGGAGCACUGCGCUCAGAUGAAGGACCCCCAAGGACCCUCCCAGGGGCCAGGUUGGCUGCUGGUCCUGACAGGAGGGGAGCAGUGGCCAGAGCAGAGUUAUCCAGAAGCACCACAGAGGGCAGCUGGUGGUUGGGGGAGCAGAGGACCUUCUGGAGGGGCAGUUGCAGGUGGGACAAGAGCUAUGGCCAUCCUGCUCUAUUAUGGGGCAAACGUCACACAUUAUUUCUAGCUUGCUGUGGAGGGCUGGCGUCCUCUUCUCUGCCCUCUUCGUUCAUCGUAGCCCUGCCUUGUGUGGGCAUUAGGUGGGCACCCCGCUUCCUCUCCCGUCACAGCUCUGUUGGGGAUAGUCGGUUACAACGCCUGGAAAAAGUUUGCUCUCUAGGCUGAGCCACUGUUUCAUUAGUUUUUAGGUGUAUGCUGAUAAAGAGGGCCAGGAUAAUGGCAUCGUGUCAGAGAGAGCCCGUGGAGGGCUGUGGCUUGCUCUUGGGGGGUUCUGUUUGGGCAAACCCUGGAGUCAUGUGCCUGCAGCCAAAAUCUUUGCAUGAGGUGUCUAGGUAGCUGCCUGCCGGCUGACAGGACGUCACUCUCUGGUUCACCUGGCUGCUGCUCUGCCUGCUGCCGUUUGGUGGGAUUGGUACGUGUGUCUGAGGCUUGACCCUGGACAUCCUUUGCUUCCUAGGCCACAGAGACAUUUUGUUGCUCGCGACUUCGCCACCCAGAAGGCUCCGUCACCACUUCCUCCUGCAGGGUCCUGGGCUGGAAUCUGCCCUGCCACAGCAGACUCGGCAUUCUUGACAUGCUCUUGACGUGCUCUCGGCGUCCUCGGCUCCCUUAGUGCGGCACGCAUACAGUACUGUCUGGCGUGUCCAAGAGGCAUCCCAGGGUGUCAGCUUACAACAGGCUUGUGCGAUGCGUUGGAGGGGCUCCUGCCCCCACCUGCCACUCACCCACCCAGCCUGCCACCGCCUCUGCCCCUCACCCACAGGGAAAGGAAUGAGGCCUCUCUCCUACAUCCAAAGUCCUGCUGGGCUCCUCUCCAUGGACCUUUCUCUGUGUGUGCGUUUGUGUUGUGGGGGCGACGGAGAGGCAGGGGCAGGAGCCAUGAAGGGAGUUUCUGUGGUUUGUAGCAGCAGCGGCAGCACCCCCCACCCAGUUGCCGGUGGUAUUUUUAGCUGAUGAGGGAGGCUGCUUGGGUGUUAAGCCCAUAACCUUCAGCCCGUUUUGCUGCAGAGCAAACACCCCUUAACUAUCUGCAGGUCAGCAGAAUUCAGCGCUCGAUAUAGUUGGAGGCCUCCAGUUUGGGGCCAGCGAGGGCAAGGAGGGCUCUUUAUAUAAGGCCAUGAAGGUCACAGGAAGUGAGGGGCCAGGAGCUCCCACCUGAGUCCAGCCCCCCAAGGGAGCUCCUCAGGUCUUUUACCAUUGAGGUCUCCACAGGGAACCAACCACUGAGGUUCUGCCCUUUGUUUAGUUCCAAAGCACCCCAGCCCACCUGCCUCUGGGCAAAUGCCCCAAGUCUUUCCAUGUACAGGUCUGAGCCCCAUGGCUCCCCCUGCAAUCAUCCCCACAACCUCUUCCUGGGCAAAGCUUUGGUGGGCGGGGAGGGUGAGGAGGAGAAGGAGGAGGAACCCCAGGCCAAGCAACACUUCCUGGGAAGAACCAUGGACCUAUGAUGGUCAGAGGGCAUCCCUUUCGCAUUUGGGCGCACACUGAAGCAGCCAAGGUCUCUCUAAUAAGCAAAAGCAAAGCACAGCCAAGAUGUUUACACCGUGGUGUUGUGCCUUUUAUAUUCUAAUAUAAGAGAGCCAGGCCUCUCCAAGGCAGGCAGGGAGGCAGCCUUCUGCCUUGGAGGUUUCUGAGCAGAGGUUGGAUGGCCACCUGCCAUGGAUACUUUAGUGGAGAUUCCUGCAUUGCAGGGGGGUGGACUUGGGGUUCCUUCCAACUUUUCCAUUUGAUGAUUUGAUGAUUCCAAAGCCUUUCAAAGAGGCUGGCCAAUGCUUGGGGCCUGGGGCCUUCCCCCAGGGGACAGGGGUGGGUGGCCUUCAGCUACAUACCCUGAACAAAGGAAAAGCUUUGCAUGGGCAAAUGAGACCUGCCCCCUGCCAUCAGGUGUGGAGGGAGAAUUAUCUCUCUAACUUGCUGCUGUUUUCAAUGGAGGUCUGCUGAAUUUCAAGCGUCGAUUUCAGGUCAAUAAGAAAUGGUGGUGGGUGGGAGGCUCAUGGAGAGCACAAGUGACCCCUUCUCUCUCCCCCACACAACUCCUGGGAUACUGGCCAGAUUCACUCACCACUUUCCCUGGCGCAGGGACCCUGACUUGGAGAAGAGGGAAGUAGACCCAGUCAAAGCAGCUGGACAGUUGAGGCCUGUUAUGGAUGGCAUAAGGGCUGUGUUCCGAAUUCGGCUCAUGUUUUCCUGCAAUGGCAACCGAGACACAAGGAAAUGAUUGGCUAACCUGAACUACUGGUUCACACUGCUUACUAGGGAGGCCGCCCCAGUGUCUGGGGGCAACUGCCAUUAGGAGCAUAGGAAACUGCCCUGUACUGACCCACUUUGGUCCACACUGAUUCCCUGGCUGUGGCUCACCAGGAUGUCCACCAGCCCAGCUAGAGAUGCCGGGGAUAGAAACCGGAGCAGGUGACUCCCUUGUUGCACUAGCUCCACUGGCUCCCGGUCUCUUUCCUGGCACAAGCUAACAAGGGUGGUUAUGUGGCUUAAGUCCAGGUUACUUCAAGUAUUAGAUAUCACCCCAGAAUUGGCCCUACUAAACAUCUUCCAAGACAACAAUGCCCAUUUACACCACAAAGAACUCAUAACCCACCUACUUUCAGCAGCCAGAAACACCAUAACCAGACACUGGAGAGACCUGUCAGGAGUAAGCAUGGACCAAUGGUACCAAAUAGUAUGGGAAACAGCCCUACUAGAAAAAUUAACUAAUAAACUGAAACUGACACGGGGACAAACAGAAGAAGACGCCUUCACCCCAGUAUGGCUCCCCUUUAUCACAUACACAGCCCAACAAGACAAUGACAAUAAUCCACCAACAGCAUACAAAUCAAUAUGGCUAACCUGAUCCAAAACACCCGCCCACCUCACUCACACAUGAAAACAAAGAUCACCACAGCCAAUCACACCCUAGGCCAACCCCACCAAAGGAACACAAGUAACGCUGACACCAAACUCUACAGACAUUAAGCAUAAUAGAAACAUCGCCACCCGACCCCACCCCCAUCCAUCUUCCCUCCCUCCCCCCCCCUUUCUUUUUCCUUUCUUUCUUUCUUUUUUCUUUUCUUCUCCCCCUAAUGCCUCAACAAAUGAAAUGGAUUUGUAAAAAUGUUACAUGGAAAAAAAAUACGAGGCAUUACACUUACUUCUGUAAAACAAGAAAAUCCUUAAUAAAAUAUUUUAUUUUAUUUUUAAAAUGACCCUGCCCAGGCUCUGAGAUCUUCAGGAGGGUACUCUUCUCUUAUCCUGCUAACCUCCCAGGCAGACUUGGUGGGGAAGCGGGAGAGGGCCUUCUCGGUGGUAGCUGCUCCCAGUUAACUUUUGAACUCCCUCCCUGGAGAAGCCAGACUGGCUCCCUCAUUGAUGUCCUUCUGUUGGCAGGUGAAGCAACAGGUUUUUGGGAGCUGACUAAGGUUUUUAAAGGAAAGGGCUUUUAAUAGUGCUGUGCUGUUUUUACUAUCUGCAUUUUAAUAGAUUUCAUUUCUAUAUUAUUUUAAUUCUAUUUGAGUUUAAUUACUUUUAACAAUUAUCUUUACAUGUUUUUAGCUUUUUGUAUUUUGUUGGUGCUGUUUUAAUUGGUGUAAGCUGCCUUGAGUCCCGGAUUUGGGGAAAAGGAAUAAUAAUAACACAACAACAACAACAGGGCUCUUCUGUAUUUGGGGUGUGCUCUGUGGAGUGGGAGUGAGAAGGAAGAUGCAAUACCAGUAAAGAAGAACUUUCAUUGCCAGCAUUUGCAUCCAGACAUGUGAAACAUCCCACAAGGCUCGGGAGAUUUUGUGAGUCAGUUCCCGUUUUCAGCUCUGCCUGCGCUGUUUGGAGAGAGCCCUGCCUCUCUCUGAUGUACCCCUGCCAGCAUGUUCAAACAAUAGAGACUGAUCUGGGUUCACACAGAGAGAGGCAGGUGGGUUUGGACUCCUUAACUGUAAACUAGCUACUUUGGAAGGAUCCGUGCCAUCACAUCAAUGCAAACGUGAGGCUGGCAAAGGAGGCAACUGACCCCCAUGGCCUCUGUCUCCUUUUCUGUCCAGCUUUCCUUAGCCCCCAACAGAAGGAAAAGGAGAGCAGGAAACCUCUGGAGCACAGAAGAUGAACUUUGAGAGGAAACACAAAGUGUUUGGUGAUUCCUAGCCUUACUUUGGGAUAUGCUAAAACCUUCAAAAAGUAUUUAAAGGCAGCUGCUUUCUCCCUCCCAAGCUGUUCCUCUCCUUCCUUGGCUUUUCUCCUUCUGUACUUGUAGCCUAGGAAGGCAGGAAGCCCAGCAGAGAGAGAGGGCCAGCCGGCCGGGGCUUAGGCUUGCUCAGGGUUUGCCUGUGUGUAAUCCAAGCUAUAUUCCCUCCAACCAGCAUCAGUUUGCACCCAGUUUAUUGAUAGGAGCAAGAAAAGCAAGCUGGAUUCCAAGCCUGGUAGUUGGGACAGGGUUAAGAAUGUAUUUAUAAAAGCCUCCUCAAAAUGCGCAUCAGUUUCAACAUCCCUUUAAUAGGAAAGGGAACAGCCUGGCUCUGCCUGCGCCUUUAUGCAGAGCCACGUGUGCAAAUCGUGUGCCCCGAGUGAACCACGCAGGCCGUUUUGAGGAGGGAGGCAGGCUGAGCACAGAUCAAACUGACUGACCAUGUUCUGACUAUUUAGAACUGCAAGUCUCUGCCCCGGAUGGCAUAGAAGACUCUGCCACCUUUGCCGAAGGAGGCUUGUUGCCCGGAGACCCAAGCCUGGCAGAGAAGGAGAAGCUGCUCUAUGGAGACUCUGCUGCUGCUGCCACCGCUGCCAUCCCACCUGGGACAGGAAUUCCCUUCCGGCCCUUAGACAGCCAGGAGGAAGCCAGCACAGGUGUGGAAGGAAGCCCUCGUGCUGAUGGCUCCACUGAGGCAGCUGCUGAACUGGACACCAGCUCCUUGGAAGCUGAGGGUCUGAAAGAAAAGGAAGCCCCUGUUGCUGAACCACAGAAUGCCCCCGACAAAGGGCAUGACACGGAUGGGCAAAGGGAAGCACCUGAGCAAUAUCUCACAGUCAACAAGGAGGAUGUUUUGGCUGGAGAGGAGGCUGAAGAGAGUGAGCAGGCCCAGUCAGAGGGAGUUGCCAAAGAUGCUGCCCCAGGGGGAAGUGGGGCCCCCUCCCAGAGCCUCCUUCAGCCCCCUGUCAAGACCAGAGAGGAGCCGUCCUCCACUCAGGAGGACAACAUCACUGCUGACUUGGGCAGUGAAGAUGGAGCUACCUCUGUGGAAAGACACUUUAGUGGUGGCUCCCCUGCAGUGAGCAUCUUGGGGGCACCAGGCAGGGCGCCACAGGAGCCCCACAUGUUAGAGGGGCAAGAAGAGUCUGAGGAAGCAGAGGACACCAGCCCCCGUGAGGAAGAAGCAGAGGAGGAGACAGCGGAUGGUCCUGGGCAGCUUGAUGCAGAGGAGGAGGAGGGAGAAGAAGGGGCUACAGUGGCCAGGGAGGGGGAUACCAGCCUACAAGAAGGAGAAGGUUCUGAUGAAGAUGAGUCUGAGGAAAGAGAAGAUUCUGAGGAAGAUGAGUCUGAGGAAGAAGACAAUUCUGAGGAAGAUGAGGCUGAGGAAGAAGACAAUUCUCAGGAAGAUGCGGCUGAGGAAGAAGACCCUCAGUCACAGGAAGAUGACAGCACAGUGGAAGCCACAGAAGAGGGUGCUACUGCCUUGGCAGGAGAAGAAGCCAUGGCCCAUGGAAUAGGAGGAGAAGAAGAGGGUCCUGCCCCAUCAGAGAGAGAGGGGAGAGCAGAGGAGGGGGAAGAGGGGACUUCCCCAGGGAAAGGCAUGGGUGACGUGGAGCCAGGAGAUCCCAGCCUGACAUCUGACCCUGAGGUUGACACCCACCUCCAGCAUCAAGAGGGAGGCCCCAGUGAAGCAGAAGCAAUGCCCACUCCUCCCAGCAAUGAAGACACCCUCGGUGGUCACGAGGAGGCAUCCUCUGAGCAAGCCCACCCAGCCCCGCCUGCCGCUAGCCCAGCACCUCACAGCAACCCUCCAGCUACUUCCACCGCUGGUCAGUUCACCUGGAGAAGCUCCAGCCCCCUUCGUGCCAUAUUGUAGGGCUAAAUAAAACAGCUCCCAUACACAAUAUUCCCAACAGACCUACCCUGGCUGUCAAGCCACCCCCUUUGCCCCCUACCCCAGGACAGUGAAGGGGUGGGAGUGAGGAGAGAAGCAGCUGCCCAAGAAGCUUCAGAGAAGAGUUUGGGUCGAAAGGCAUUUUGCAUUUUUAAGUGCAGAUCUAAAGAAAGCAAGGGUGGUGGGCCUCUGUCCCUCUAGGUGUUCUCACUGUUUUCUAUGUGCUUCUACAUUUUCUCCCCUUCUGUUGGAUGCAAAAUCUACAGUGCCUUUUUUGCUAGUUUAAAGCCUCAGAUGUGGGGUAGGUUACCAAGUGGUCCUGUAUGGGUUGUGGUCUAGAGGCAACCAGAUCAGCAUUUCUGCAGAAAAUACCGUAUUUUUCCGUGUAUAAAACUAUAUUUCCCUCCAAAAUUUUAAAGUUAAAAAUUGGGGGUCGUCUUAUACAUGGAAUUUUUAUAAUAUUAAUUUCUUAAUUUUGGAAAAAUACAGUAAUACAAAACCUGAACCAACAAAACUAGUUCAAGUUUGCUAUAAUGAUGCAAAAAUCCAAGAUCUCUAUUAUGUCAAAUGGUCUGUGGGGUUUUUUAAUUCAGCAAAGCAGCAACAUGAAUAAUAAUUUUUACAUAACAAUAAUAAUAAAAUGAAACAUGCAAACAAGAUGCUGUCGCUUGGAGGGAGGGGGUUCCUGAACUCAAAGGGGUUUUCUCCAGUGUAUUGACAAAUAAGCCAAAUAAAUUCACCACAUUGAUUUUAAAUCCACACUAUGUUUUCCCCCCAACUGCACAAAGAAAGCCCCCUUUCCCGCCCCCCACAGCUUCGACCAGUAAGGUUCUGAAAAACCCUCUAGAGGCAAUUAAUUGCUGGCAUGACUGUCAGGAGGGGGUGUUCCUUGGAAUAAAUUCCAUGCCAGGAAUGUUCAUCUGAUCACCUGCCAUUGAGGGAGGGGGCAGGAAGCGAGAAGGAGCUUCCCUUUGUUAAUGCUGCUCUUGAACACACAGCUGAUGCCAAAGUGUAACCAGAGCUGUAUCCAGCGGCUAUUUGGGGACCAGAAAAGUCUUCUCUGCAGCUAUCGGCUGCCUUGUGGGGUAGGCUGGGCUCAGCUCCCAGCUGGCACCACAGACCUGCACCGCGGGGCCUAUUCAGUCAGGCCCAGCAAUGAGGCAGGGCUCCAGUGACUCCCGGUCACAUGGGAAGGAAUUGGUUCAGGAGCAGUGGAGGACCUGGGGCAGGCAUUUUGGACCACAGAGGCAUGAUGGGAGGAUGAGACAAAAGGGAAUCUAGUCUGCGGUCACACAACAGGGUGGCAAACAUCGUGGGCUGUUUAUUAACAUGUGACAGGCUGCAUUAUUAUACUUCAUGAAAGUUAUAUUCCACCCAGCAUCUGAAAAUUAUGGAUGCUGCCAGUUGUCUGACCAUGUGGCCAAACACACUUUGUCAGGGUGGCAACAGGAAGGACCCCUUCAAGAAGCCUCUCACUGUCUGGGGGAGCAGCUGGACCUCCUGCCCCUCUUGAGGUGGAGUGUGAAUUGCAUCAGAGAAAGUGAAUGGGCUUCCUGCCAUGUAGCUGUAUUUUUCUUCAUAUGUAUAUAGCUUUUUCAUAAUACAUUACAAUAAAAAACAAGCCAAUCUAAAUGAAAACACAAGCAUAAAAAAAAAGAAAGUACAAAGUCCUUCCCCAAAAGUAGAGCUUAACCCAGUGCUAUUUUUCUAGAAAAAGAGGUGCCAAAACUCACCAUGAACUCCUCCUUUGUUCUCUUAUAAUGUUAAUGGUGCCCACCUGAGAGGUGCUAGAAUUGAGUUCCAGUGAGUUCCAGCCGGGAAAAAGCCCCGGCUUAACUCUUAUCUUUCACAGGAAGGGGUGGACCCUCCCAGUUCUUACCUGGGAGCAUCCCUUUCUUCUGCAGUCUCCCACCCUGGGAGAUCUUCCCUUCUCUGAUUGCUAUCACCUUCAUGUAUGUGUAAUCCCAAUAGUGGCCCAGAGUAGAGGACACACACACACACACAGAGAGAGAGAGAGAGAGAGAGAGAAGGGAAAUAAAAUAAUAAUAGAAAAUAAUAAUAGACUAGAAUCAUAAUAAUAAAAAGAAGAAAAAAGUACUAAAAAGGAUAUCCAGCUGUUCUUCCUUCUGCAGCUAAGCAAUGUUUUCCCAGACUUCAGACCCAAAUGUCUCAAAUUCAUUCAUUUUCCUUUCCACACAAAAAGUCUAAAAGUAGAUCUCUAAUUAAUUGUCUUUGUUUACACAAGAGUCUCUCCACUGUGGUCAUAUGUUAAAAUAAUAUUUUUUGGUUAUUUACUUAUUGUAUAUUCAUUAAUUUACACCCAGUUCCGUAUCUUCUAAUUCUAUUUGCUGUUAUUUUCCAUCCCAAAACAAAAACAAAAACCUUCCAUUUCCACUUCUUUCAUUCUUUUUCCAAGAGAAGAGCCAGAGGCUUGGCAGCUUUUUACUCUGAAUUCACUCCAAAUUGUGCACAGAAUCAUCAUUUCUCUCUCAAUUCUGUCUCUGCCAGCUCAGGAUGUUUCUUGAUCUCUUCAUCCAUGGCUUCAUUCCACUCCUCCAACAUCAUAACUUUGCCAUUUGGCUGUUUCAUUCCUCUAGACACCUGUGUGAAGGAUUUAUCCAUUUCAUAAUCUGCUGCCUCCAACUUUACCAUUUCCCUCUCCUGUUCUGGCAAUCCUUUUAUCAAAAUCAUUGUCCAAAGCUUCUGUGUCUUCUUUAAUUCCAUUUUCCAUGUCAUCCUUCUCUGGUCCAUUUUCAUUCACCGUUUCAACAAUCUCAGCACUGAUCUCUUUUAAUUGCUCAUCCAGUAAUUGUUGUAAGAUGCCAACAGUCAACAGAGUUGAUGCAUUGCGAUCCUGAAUAUUCUUGGUCUUCUUAAUAGCUCAAUCUUCACCUUAAGAUCUUCACUGUCUCUACCUUAAGGGCUUCAGUCUCCCAUCUUCACAGCAUUCCUUAUUGAGCCACAUUCUUUUCCCACAGUGGCAUAGAAAAUUUAUUUUUAAUUUGAAGUCAGCACUUUCAUUGAGAAAAUAAGGGACAUGCUUAGAAGUGCAGCCCAGAUGCUAAGUGUUAGGUGGGAGGCCUGCUAUGCCGUCUUCUGAAAUUCCCUGUUAGGCUCUCAAGUGAUGAAGUUAUUUUGCAUUUUAUAAUAUAAAACCUCAAUCGACAGGAGUGUCGUCUCUGUUCCAGUGUAUCAACAAGUUCAUUUGGAAAGGCCCCGAAAGUGUUGCAUGGCAUACUGUCAGAGGUUAUUCCUGUCAUGAGAGACCCCCUCGCCUUGCCCAUCAUUGUGAAGUCAGGAUGCAGCAGCAUCUAAAUUUAGAAGAUUGCCCUCCGGCAGCUGCCAGCCCCUUAGCUCCACUUGGGAGGCAGGGUUGGGGGUGGGGAAGGAAUGCCUGCGCAAGGGAAACCUCACUGCGUGCCAAAGGCCUGGAUGAGCACCAUGGAAAGCCUCUUCCUUUCCCCUUUGGGAGCUGGGACUGAGCCCUCCUCCUCCUGGAUACCUUCCCUGCAGGCCGUGAUUCUGUCUCUGCUCUUUCUGCAGAAGAGGCGGAGGAUGCCGGGGAGUCUGCCAGGAGGGACCGCACCCACAUUGAAAGCACCUUGAAGCUGAAGGAAGAGAAGCCUGCAGAUGACUAUUCAGGUAGCAGUGGAAGGGGACAGGUUGGUGGUGGGGAGGGGGAGGAUGCAAAGAUGUGCUGGGAGAGAUGGGCGCACACCCUGUGUGUGGCCCAUCUGCAAAGUAGCCCAUACUGCCUGACAGGGCCCCAAGCUCUUUCUCCAGAGAGGGCCCUGAGGCCCAGUCCAUUCUGUUUUCCUACAGCACCCUCUCACAUUGCAUAGGACCACAUAUCUGUGCCUCCAGGAUCUCAUCACUGACCAUCAGACGUCUGCUUCCCCUGAGCCUUAUUCCUGGGCUUGCUCCCUACUCAGAAGCUCUUUUAGCAUUACCAGCUCUCAAACAUUCCCUCUUCCAGCUUCUUGAAGGGGCCUGAGACCUCUUCUAGUGUCCUCUGGAAGAAGGACUAGCAGGCCAUAGCAAGGAAUGAUGAUACAGACGCACUUAGGAGGCUGCCUUCUACUGAGUCAGGCACUGUGGUCCAUCAGGCUCCAUAAUGUCAUCUCGGACAGGCAGCAGCUCUCAAGUUUUUCCGAUGAGGGGACAGAAGGAUCACUUUAGGUUCUCUUGAUUUUUCAUUUUUCCAGUCAUUAUUUUGGUUCUCUGCACUUUGCAGGAAUUUUUGAAUUAAAUGUUUGAAUUAGAAUUUGUCAGAUUUUUAGUACGAAUUUAUCCCAAUGUACCCAUUUUUGUAUGCAGUUUUGACUACCAUGCACCUUUUUGCAAGCAGCCUCUCCUAAUAUAUGCUUUUGUGUGUGUCCUUUUUCACUAAUAUCUACAUCUUCAUACACACUUUCCCCAUAUAUAAUGCAUUUUUGUAAACAUUGCUUGAUUGGAGAACCUCAUCAAAAAAUUCAGGUAAGUGCAAAUUUUGAAGGACAGCUGUGUUUCGGUUUGCACAUGGUUUCGGAAAGUGCUUAUCUAAUAGACCUGCUUUUAAAUGCAAACUGAAACAAAUUUAUCUUCCAUUCCUAACCUGGAUAUAGCAGGGACUGAACCUUCACAGUCUUCCACAACAACCCUUCUCCAAGUGCACAAACACAGAAACACACACACACACACACACACACGGAAUAAACUGAUUGAUUUGCCUCCUUCUGGCAGGUGCAGGAGAGUGGGAGCUGGUGGCCCUCCAUUCAUGGUUUCUCUGGCUCUCCUGCCCUUGCUCCUCCUCACCACUGGGUGUCCUCCUCUGAAAGGGAAACCCCAUUUUCAGAGCCCCCCUGGCUGGAUCAGCAGUGCCAUCCCCAUCAGAGGAGCAGGGGAAGGAGCCCUGGGCUGGAGGCUCCCCUUUAAACCCCACGGCAUGAUGUGGGUCAGCUUUUCUUUCUGAGGCUGGAGCAUCUUGCAAGCAUGGAUUGCAGAGAUCAGAUUCCUUGGAGCCAUGUACCCAGCCUCCCAAAGAGGAACCCAAAACUGGUGAGCCACAGAGGCGUCGGUGUGUUCUCUUGUUUCUCCGAAGAUGAAUGCCAGAUGCUCCUCUGCAGAGUGAGGAAACUGCCCCAUAGGAUCUGGGAAGCCCCUGGAGGGAGGGCAAAGGAGGUGGAGAUAGGGGAAGAAGAGCAAAGGUGUUGCCAAGUGGCAUCGCUUGUUCCUCCUGCCAGAAGAACCAUCCCAACAGCCCUGCACACCAAAAGGAGCAGCCUCUUCCUAUUUCAAGAAAACAUAAAAUCCUCUCACACCUUCUUUGCAAUGUUGUUGGUAAAACAUGCGUGUGUAACAGGGGAAAGGCCAACUGGGAGAGCCGCCUGCCUCAUAUGCCUGCACAUUUAGCUUCCGACUGCCACUGGCCACUUCACUGACCUGGCACUGGGUGCAAGGGGUUGUGGUGGUGGACAGGCCGGUCUGGUUUCUGCUUUGAUAUGUUCCUCUUGGCCUCUUCUCUCAUUGCAGGCACACUGCAGCGGCUGAGGAAGAUCUACCACACUUCUAUCAAGCCCUUGGAGCAGUCUUACAAGUAUAAUGAACUACGGCAGCAUGAAAUCACAGGUGAGGGUUGUGUUUGGGGCACCACUUUUAUGUUUUGAUGGGCUGCCAUGUUUCAUGGCCAAUCUUGUGAGGUAGGAGGGAAGUGGAGAGGCAGAACAUUCAGCCCAAUGGGGUCUCAUCUUGCACUGCAGCAUUUUAGAAGGCCCUGGUGCUGCUGGAAUCAAAAGUAGAAACUUACUAGCAGGACCUACAACAAAAUGUUGCAGUGUGGAAUGCUCCUGUUCUGGAUAUGCCCUCUUUCUGGAUACGUCAUUCUAUUCUCCCUUCCACAGCAUUCUGUAACCACUGAGCACCUUCUCAGUAGGGUGUUCCCCCCACCAUUUAGUGUCCGUUCCCCCUAAAAUUCCUUCCUCCUUCCGCCAGCCUCGGGUUUCUCCAGGACAGCCGAUACACCCCUGGUCUGUGGACUGUGCUGGUCUUUCCAUUCUCAAUGUACUUUAAGCCCAUGUGAAAAAGGCUAAGGAGAGCAGAUGCCCUUUCAAAAUCUCCUUUCUUGUAACCCGGACCAGCGGAUUCAAGUUACAAGAACAGAUAUUUCAGCUAAACACUAGGAAGAACUUUCUGGCAGUAGAACAGACUCCCUGGGAAGGUGGGAUCUCCUUCCUUGAAGGCUUUUAAGCAGAGGUUGGGUGACCAUCUGCCAGGGAUACUUUAGUUGUGAUUCUUGCAUUGUGAGAGGUUGGAUUAGAGGUUGGGGGUACCCUCCAACUCUACAAUUCUAUGAUUCUGUGAAAUCCAUCAGACUGCAGAGGGGCUGAGUAUGCAAAGAAGCCCCUAGCUGAUGAUCCUCCCAACAAAAUUGGGGUGUGAUUUGCAUGUUAAUCCCUGUGGAAAAGAGGUCUUUGAUGCAUGAGCUCCUUCUUGUGUUACUGUGUGGAUCAUGAAUCAUGAUUCCAGCCUCUUUCAUAGGGCGGGGGGAAAGAUCCGUUGGCGCUGCAUCCUUCCUCAGAGAAUGCCAAUGCCCAUCUUCAGUUCUUGAUUGAUACCAGCCUAACCAAGCGUCCCUUUUCCUUGAGCCUUUCCCUGCUCACGUUGCCUUUUCUCUCCCCCUGGCCCUGUCCUCUCCCGCCUAACAGCUUACCCUGGACGCACCUUGGGCUCCUCAGCCACAGGUGGGUAUGGCUUCCUGUCACUUGCAUGUGAGCACGGCUCCCCUCAGGCAGCCUCUCUCUGCUGAGCAAGGAAGUGUCACAAGACAUCUCCCCCACCUCCUUGCUGCGCCUAGCAGCCCCUCUUGCUGGACCAGAAGGAAAACGUACCCCUCGUGCCUCUUUGGUUGCCUAAGUUGGCUUCUGCACCAUCACCAGUAGACCACCUACGUGCCUGGCUGAGCUAAACAGGCUAUUGUUAAAUAACAAACAACAGCAGCAGCAACAACAACUUAUUACUAUCAUUAAAUCUGCACGUACAGAAACAAACCAAGUAAAUACCAAUGCAAACUUAAUAUGAAAUAUACAUACUUUUGUUUAGACAGAAAAGGGAGAGAGAGAUACAAGGGGAGAUGGAAAGGAGUACACAAUGUUAUCACAGUGUUUCUAGUGAUAUUUGUGGCUCAGCAUCCUCCUGUAUUUUGUUGCACCAAUGCAUAAUGAAAGGGCUCUCUCUCUCUCUAUAUAUAUAUCCACUUGCCUGCCUUCCCUCUUACAAGGUCCAUCAACUUUACAAUUAAAACAUUCUUUUGUAAUCCAAUCAUUAAGUGUCUGUGGGGUGGGUGUGUUUAUUUUUCGCCAAUGAUACCUAAUUGUCAGAUCAGAAAUAUGUUACUAUUUCUCUAUGACAUGAUCUCUUUUAUAUCCCAGAAGUCUCCUGUAAUGCUCUCAAUGCUGCUUAAUACAACUGCCCAGAAGGAUUUUAUCCUCCAGCAUGGCCAAAAUAUGUGUGUAAGAGCAGCAUGUGCAGCUUUACAUCUCCAGCACAUGUAGACUUGAUUUAGUCUAUCCAGAGUAAGAUACCAACUGAAAAUGUUCAUUUAAAACAUCUUAAUGUAACUGAAGGGCCCUGCCAUGGCCACAGCAGGGGCCUGGGCAACCCUGGAGAGGAUUCGCAUGGCUAAGAGUUCCCUUCUGCUUGGACUGCUCCUGCUUUUGGAGACUGUGGGGGUGAUGGCAGGUGAGCAGCUUGUGUGUGCACUGUGAUGCCUCACCCUACCCACUCUGUGUAGGUUGUGAUGCCUUCAUCCCUGGCUUGCACUGAUUGCCCCAAGGAAUGGCUGCUUAGGCUGGGCAAUGUUCCUGUGAGCUUGGGGGCAUGGGUCCAGGUAGUUAUUUAAGAGGUGACUGGAAAAUUUUCAAGGACACACCUGAGCUUUUCCUGCUUAAGGAGGGGGAAAAAAUUACCCUGUGGUAUUAUUGCUUUCCCCUUGCAGAUGGAGAGAUCACUUCCAAGCCGAUGGUGCUAUUCCUGGGACCAUGGAGUGUUGGCAAAUCCACCAUGAUAAACUACCUCCUGGGGCUGGAUAACACUCCCUACCAGCUCUACACAGGUAACAUCUCUGAAGUCUUAGGCACCUGUAUAACCUGCCCCUUUCUGCUAGGGAUGGAAGGAGCUGUUCCAAUUCAGUUCUCUCAUUUUCUAAUUUUCUCAAUCUUGAAUCCAGUUCUCUACAUUUUGCAGCAAUAUGGGAAUUUCUUCUUGAAAAUUCAUCAGCAUUUUAAUGCAAAUUUCUCCUAAUUAACACAUUUUAUAUGCAGUUUUGACAAAUGUUCACAUUUUUACAAGCAAUUUCCCCUGCUCUAAUGCAUUUUUGUAUGUCAUUUUCACUAAAGUUGUCUUUGUUAUGCACUUUCUCAUAUAUAACAUGUUCUUAUAGACAUAAUUUGGUUGGAGAGGUGAAUCACAAAACUUGGAUAAGUGCACAUUUCAAAGGAUAGCUGUGUUUGUUAUCAUAUUGUUUCGUAAAGUGUGAAUUUGAUAGAUUUGGCUUUAAAUAUGUACUGAAUUGGAUUUCUCCUCCACCCUACAGCAUAGGGGUUGUUAAAAUCUCUGUAGUUAGUGUCAGAACAGACCUUUUUGUGGUCAGGGUCCAGCAAAGUGAGCUCCCUGGUGUGGCCAGGCCUCAUAUGCAGAAAAAAGUCUCUGUCUUGGCCAAGCCAGGUAUGAGAGAGAGAGAGAGAGAGAGAGAAGAAGAAGAAGAAGAAGAAGAAGAAGCAACAGUUUCUGCUAGCUGUGCUUCAAGCUCCAGCUUUUCCAGCUCAGCCCCAUUGCCUCUCUGGAGUGCACCCUGCUUAGCAGGUCAGGCUAGGCCAGGAGACUCCCCAUCGGGCUGGCUUCCCUCCUCAGGUGGUUGCCUGACUGCAAGAACCACAGUUGGCAAGCACAAGGGACUUGCAAUUUUCUGCCUUCCCUGCAUGGAGCCAAUUAGUUUGAGCAGGAGUGACCUUUUCAGUGUUCUCUCCUCCCCACCUCCUACCACCCUCUGGGGCUUCCUUUCUCUCUGAUUCCCAAUGAGCAAAGCUUUCUAUUUAAAUGAAAUUUCUAAGCAAGAUGAAACAAGCUCUGCAGUUUGGGGGUUCCUUUUCUGCAUAAGAUGCUGAACAGCUUGGACCCGGUGGCAAAAUGCUUCUAAGCAUAGCUCUAGAAACUGCAGCAAAAAUGUGGUCUCCAGUGUGGAGUCGGUUGCCUGAGCUGUACUAUCUUCCUUUGUGUCAGCAGAAUGAGUGGUAGUGUUAUAGCUACCCAGGUUUCUGCAAAACAGAGCAGGGAAUUGCCCUCUUCCUUGAGUGUGGUAGAAGUUGGGAUAAUGAAUGCUGAUUUGAUAAUCAUUUAACAUCUUCAAGAAGCUAUUUGUUUUAAGCCAUCGGGGAUGUAUUCUGAAGUUACAGUCAUCAGCCAGGAGCAAGGGAUGAAACCAUUUGUCUGCUUAGUGUAAGCACUGCUAAGAGAAUCAUAGAAUCAUAGAAUCAUAGAGUUGGAAGAGACCACAAGGGCCAUCGAGUCCAACCCCCUGCCAAGCAGGAAACACCAUCAGAGCACUCCUGACAUAUGGUUGUCAAGCCUCUGCUUAAAGACCUCCAAAGAAGGAGACUCCACCACACUCCUUGGCAGCAAAUUCCACUGUUGUUGUUUUUUUAAAGCGUUUAUUAAUUUUCCAAUAAAAACAUCCAAUUAACAUAUCAAAUCAGAUCUAAUAAAAAUAAAAAACUAAAAUAAAAAAGGUCCAAUUGUCUUCCAAAUUGUAAUAAUUUUGUUUUGACUUCCCACGGUCUGAAUUUCGAAGCGCAUUCAACAUCAUAGUCCUGCCUCUCAUCAUCCUCAAUGUUAUUCAUAAUUCCAUGUCCGAUUUUUCCCUUCCACAUUUUGACUCUGGUUCUACGAUCCUCAUUCAUGUCAGAAAACCGAUACUUUUUUUUUCCUAUGGAGUGCAGAUUUGUCCAUUUAUUGUACUCCUUCAUCGCACUGUUUUUUCAUCACACCGCUUCAUUUAAUUGCAUCCAAUUUCAAAGUUCUGUCCAGCUCUUUGAGAGUUGUUAUUUUGGCAGCUCCCAGAUCGUUAAUCUUUCCCAUCCAGGUGUUAUCAAAGAAACAGAGAGAAAUUUCCUUCUGUACCCUCCUUGUUGAUUUAUCUUAAACAGACUGUUUGCAAUGUAGCCAUAUAUCAGACAGUUAGCAAUUGGCCUUUGGAAUCUUCCCAGUCCCCCCCUCUGGGCCCUAGAGGGGGGCUGCCAGACAUCCAUUUUGCCCUCUCUCUCGCUCGUAAUCAAAAAAACAUCUUUUUGCAAACAGUUGUAUAUGUAAUAUUGUUUCCAGUCUUUAUAACCAACCAUCCGUUAGCUCCUGUUUCUCUUAAGCAGGGAGGUAUUUCAGAUAUUCAAUAAAGACGUGGUGGGAGACGCCAUUUUGUCCUUUGUCCUUUGUUUUUGUCUUUAACAGACAUUUCCGGUCUUAGAAGAGAAGUGGCUGCGAGUAGAUCCCAAUUAUAUAUGAAAGUCCAUCUGAACUCACUUUUUGAAGAGCAAUUUAAGUUCUUAAUGAGACUUGGCAUGCAUUACGGAUUGUUAAUGUUAAGGAUAAAAGAAUGUUUUUUUUUUACAUACCAAGCCCCUCCACAUUCCAAACGUCAUGAUGAGGAUCUCUUUGAAGUUCGAUCUUUUGCACCAGAGACUGUACAUACUGCAGGUUUUUUCCAGCUUCUUCAAUUCAGAGCGUGUCUGUUUGUUUUCCAAAUCUUUAUAUUUUCCCAAACAGAUGCGUCCGGCUAUGGGGUGGCGUCGCAGGAGUGUCAGCCGUCCCUAGCUCCGUGACCCAGUGCCCCUGCCGUCUGCCACAUCAACAAUCUGGGGCAGACCGCGGGUCGUUGAGACAGUCCUCCCCUGCCCUGGGGAGGCUGCCAGGGCUAAUUACCCCCAUAUCAGCCCUGAAUUAUCGGAACGGCUGAAGUCCGAUUGUGUGGGAUCAGCCAUUUUCCACUGCCGGAAACAGGAAGUCAGCAAAUUCCACUGUUGAACAGCUCUUACUGUCAGGAAGUUCUUCCUAAUGUUUAGGUGGAAUCUUCUUUCUUGUAGUUUGGAUCCAUUGCUCCGUGUCCGCUUCUCUGGAGCAGCAAAAAACAACCUUUCUCCCUCCUCUAUGUGACAUCCUUUUAUAUAAUGGAACAUGGCUAUCAUAUCACCCCUUAACCUCCUCUUCUCCAGGCUAAACAUGCCCAGCUCCCUUAGCCGUUCCUCAUAAGGCAUCGUUUCCAGGCCUUUGACCAUUUUGGUUGCCCUCCUCUGGACACGUUCCAGUUUGUCAGUGUCCUUCUUGAACUGUGGUGCCCAGAACUGGACACAGUACUCCAGGUGAGGUCUGACCAGAGCAGAAUACAGUGGCACUAUUACUUCCCUUGAUCUAGAUGCUAUACUCCUAUUGAUGCAGCCCAGAAUUGCAUUGGCUUUUUAGCUGCCGCAUCACACUGUUGGCUCAUGUCAAGUUUGUGGUCAACCAAGACUCCUAGAUCCUUUUCACAUGUACUGCUCUCAAGCCAGGUGUCACCCAUCUUGUAUUUGUGCCUCUCAUUUUUUUUGCCCAAGUGCAAUACUUUACAUUUCUCCCUGUUAAAAUUCAUCUUGUUUGUUUUGGCCCAGUUCUCUAAUCUGUCAAGGUCGUUUUGAAGUGUCAGGCUCGUUUUGAAGUGUGAUCCUGUUUUGAAGUGUCAGGCUCGUUUUGAAGUGUGAUCCUGUUUUGGAAGGGACAAUAGGAUUGUUUUCCUCUGUUGUGAACCUGUUGGGCUUUGAGGGAGCUGAGAUUUUAACUGUUUUUUUGCCAGAUGUGUGAGUGUGGCCUUUGUUUUGCUUUCUCCUUGAACAGGAGCUGAACCCACCACCUCAGAGUUCACCGUCAUCAUGCAUGGCCCCAAGCUCAAGACCAUUGAAGGCAUUGUGAUGGCUGCGGACAGCACACGCUCUUUCUCACCUCUUGAGAAAUUUGGUCAGAACUUUCUGGAGAAGCUGAUAGGGAUUGAGGUCCCUCAUAAGCUCUUGGAAAGGGUUACCUUUGUGGAUACACCGGGGAUCAUUGAAAACCGGAAGCAGCAGGAACGAGGUAAAGCCCUACUAUGCCUUAAUGUUCAGAGGGUCUUGAGGUGUUUCGAUUUGAGAUUUUGGUCAACCACAAAAUUCAUAUAGCAUUGUCAAUAGUCAAAUGAGAUAUCAAUAUUUUUCACAUUUUUAGCAUUUGCUGCAAUAUGUACUGUACAUAUUGUUUGACUUCACUGUUUGGCCAAGCUUUUGAAUUGCAUCCCUUCCCUUUUGAACUUUGCUUUCUCCAUUGCGCUCUAACUAUCCACUCAAGGGAUAACAGCAAAUAGGAUGGGGUUCUUCAUGCAGGGCAGCUAUACCUGCAGUCUUCCAGAUGUUUCUGGACUACAGCUCCCAUCAUCCCUGACCACUGGUCACCCCAAGUGCUGCAGUUGGUGGGAGCUGCAGCCCAGGAACAUCCCUGCCUUAUGAAGCAUGGGUUUCCAAAGAUGUAUCACUAAGGGUUCGGGGCAAUCAUUGUCAUGUGCCAGAUGUCAGAAAGUUCCUGGGCUCUAAUUUGAUGUUCCUCUUCCCCUCCUCUUACAGGCUACCCUUUCAAUGACGUCUGCCAGUGGUUCAUUGACAGAGCUGACCUCAUCUUUGUAGUUUUUGACCCCACAAAGCUGGAUGUGGGGCUAGAGCUGGAGAUGCUUUUCCGCCAGCUAAAGGGACGGGAAUCUCAGAUUAGGAUAAUUCUGAACAAAGCUGACAGCCUGGCUACGCAAGAGCUCAUGCGAGUCUACGGAGCCUUGUUCUGGAGCCUGGCUCCACUGAUCAACGUCACUGAGCCCCCCAGAGUCUAUGUCAGCUCCUUCUGGCCCCUGGAUUACGAGCCUGACACCCACAGAGAACUCUUCUUGAAAGAGGAGAUUUCACUCCUAGAAGACCUGAACCAAGUGAUUGAAAACAGGCUGGAGAACAAGAUUGCUUUUAUCCGCCAACAUGCCAUCCGCGUCCGCAUCCAUGCACUCUUAGUUGAUCGCUACUUGCAGACCUACAAGGACAAAAUGACCUUCUUCAGCGAUGGAGAGCUCGUGUUCAAGGACAUUGUGGAGGAUCCAGACAAGUUUUACAUCUUUAAAACAAUCCUGGCCAAGACCAAUGUCAGCAAGUUCGACCUCCCUAAUCGUGAAGCUUACAAGGACUUCUUUGGGAUCAACCCUAUCAACUCCUUUAAGCUUCUUGCUCAGCAGUGUUCCUACAUGGGAGGCUGUUUCCUGGAGAAGAUUGAGAGGGCUAUAACCCAUGAGCUGCCAGAGCUCUUGGGGAGUAUUGGCCUGGGGAAGAAACCCAGCGUCCUCUCCUGCGACACAACUGGCUGUGGCGAGACUCCAAAGAACCGUUACAAGAAACAUUAGUAAUCUAUUCAGUGUAACCACUCCUGUGUUCCUGUUGGUGAAUGAGCUUAUGUCUUAUCUGUCCAAGAAGCCAAGGUCUGUUAACCCUUUGAGUGCCACACCGGCAAGAGCUAAUAUGCAAUGAGGACUUGGAGUCACUGGCAUCAGUGGCAGGGAAGUUGGGUGAGCCUACAGAAGAGAAUAAAACACUGUGAAUUCCUGAUUUUUAUUAUCUAACCUGUUAUUCUAAGUAGGAGGCCAUGUAUCGAGCUGAAAGUCCAAUGGAGGGGCCAUUUCUUCUGAGGCAGUCAUAGGCCCUUGCAUGUACUGAGCAAGCUGGGAGGAGGAAGGAUGGAUGGAUGAGAGUACUGAGGGCGAAAAGAGGCUGGUCUCCUGACAUUAGGAGAAGCACAGGCAUGGCCCUCCCUUGCACGCAAUCUGUAGGUAGUUUUUCCAGCUCCCUCUGCUGCACUUGGGAUUGAGGACCACAGAAUUCAUCGCCGCAUGUAUAACCAGCAUUCUGUUUGAGACUCACAGCAGGCCACCAUCUCUAACUCUUCAUCAGCAAGCCCCACUUCAGCUGCAUCUGAGCAUUCCCCCUGUAGUGCGUUCAGUGCCCCUACUGCCCCAUAACUGAAAGAUUACAGACUGCUGUUCCUCUGGAUUCUGCCUGGUCCGAAAGAAGGCAGCUCCCUACUGUCUUGGAAACCUGGUUCAGAAACAGAAAUCCUCCAGCACACAUCAGAAUCCAAGUGGCUCCUGCAGAGGCCAUUUGAAACCUGGCCUUUGGGGAGUCUCGUUUGCAGUGGAGGCUACUUUGUAUGUGUGUACAUGGACACAGAAACCUGCUGCUACAAGCAUAAAAUUGUGAGUCUUAGCACUUCACUCGCUAGGACUUGGCAUGGUGAUGGGGCUGGUAUCUGAGACUCAGGAUUGCCAGGCAUCUCCUGCCCCUUUAAUGUCCUCUUGCUGCUGCUGCUGCUGCUGCUGCUGCCGCCGCCGCCCUUGCCCUUCCAGGUUUUUCACUGUGGGUUAAAAAAUGGCUAGUCUUUGCCUAUCUUUUCUCUUUUAUAGCUUCCCAGUUGUUCAUUUGCCUCCCUGCACCUCAACAUCAAAUUUUUGUGGUUAGCUGCAAAUGGUUAUUUCUUAAGUUAGAACAAAGCUCAGCUUUCUUGUAUGUGAAAUAGGAGAAGCAGUCCUUUAGGUAGCACAGCUGAUGGCAGUGCUGAGUGCAAACUGGAGACAUGAGGUUAGUGAGUGGUAAGCAGAGAUGUCCAGGCCUUACACCCUGAAGAUAAUAUUCUCUGAGUGUGAAGGGGGCCUGCAGCAAUUAUGACAUCCAGCCAGUUAUCAGCAUUGAGAUAACAUGCUGGCAUGCUUUAUUAAUCUUGCAAGGGAGGUUCAAGAAAGGUAUAAUUAAGCAACCUGAGAAAGACAGAAGUGAAGAAGAAAAGGUGAAGCAGAUGAAGGUAGCAUGAUGGAUUGGUUUACUUGCUUUCCCACCAAAUAAAGUAUUUGAAAAUUGAAAGUUUUGAGGAAAUGGACAGCAGGUGAAAAUGCAGCUCAGCACCAGAUAAUAGCUAGGGAAAGAGUCAGCGCAGAGCAAAGCCCCCCACCCCACAAUAUCUCGGAGUUGCUGCUGCUGCAACCUCCUCCUCCAUUCUUCUCUUGUAUGUUAGCUUCCUAUCCUUCUCAUAUCACCAACUGCUUCCCACCCUGCAGUGCUUUUUCCCAAUCAGAUGCUCUGUUCUUGUAAAUGGUCCUGCAUCUGACUCUACAACUGGUGGAACAGAAAAAAAGAAGUGUGCUGCAACUGGCUCCGCAAAGUGAAAUUGCCUUGUUCUCUGAGGAAGCAGUGACCCCAACAGAUGGGCACCACCGCCUCCAUUGCUUUUCCUGUCCUCACAUGUUGUGUUUCCCCUCUUCUCCUCUUCUGCCACUUGACUUUCUUGUUUUCAUUCAUCUUUCUUGCCCCCUUUCUUCUUAUGCAUCAAUAUAUUACAGGUCAUGUCCAAUGAGACAAGGUUGUUUUCUGCAAGAUGCGCUUAGCAACUUGUUCAGCGUGGGGUGCAAGUCUGAAGUGACAAAUUGGAUGCAUUGGCCACCCCCAUGGUCUGUAACCCACAGGCACAGGUGUCUUGUCCGCUGGCAUGACUUUGAGGGCUGCUGAGGGGCAGUAGGAUCUGGGAUGACACCAAAACCUAACACAGCAGAAAUUGCAAUUCAGUGGUAGUGCUGAAAGAAAAGGGAAUCAAGGUGUGCAGCUGUCUGCUGCUUGCUGGAAUGAGAUGCUGGGAGGUGGGGAGAAACGCUGAGCGACAAUCUUGCUGACCUGUGCUGAAAGGUGGCGAUUCAGCCCAAUGCACUGAAUAAAACCUCCUGGUCCCUUGGGACUGCAACAUCCCAGGGCUGCCCAGGUCCCGCCUUGCCCUCCUUCCCUUCCCCCACCCUCAAAUCUACACUCAGGGUCUCUUUUGAGUAGUGCCCACUUCACAAUAACAUGUUCUGUUGGCACCUGACAAUCACGUGGUAUUUCAAGAACAGUGGAAACUCCAGCACCGAAAACUAAGUAGGUGAUUUCUCUGGGGGAAUUUUAGCCAUUGACAGCAUGGCUGAAAUAGUUUGGCAUCCACCUAAACUGGCGCUGUCUGAGGAUCAGCCAGAACAGAUGGUUCCUAGCAUUACCAGUCUGUCUCUUCUCAGUCUUGAGAAUAUGCAACUUUGUGGGCCACUGAUUGGGGGGGGCGGGGGAGCCAGUGGACUUCUCCAUUUGGUUAAAUUACCAAAACCAAAUCAAAUCCACUGUUGUGUGCUUCUUUUGAACAGGAAUUUGGACAGAUACAUUUAAAGGAAUUACAUAGCUGUAAUAUAUUUCCAGUUAGUGGUUCACAAUAAUAAUCUGUAUUUGGAGAGACCAUGUACAUCAGCUGUUCUAAUAAAUUCUGAUCUUUUCCAAUCACAU